AGGCUGCCGUCGACAUAUCUCGUUCGCACGAAGAGGGAGGAGUGAUGGAAGCCCUGCAGAAGCUGGAAAGGGUUCAAAGCCUGCUGUCGUUGAUGGAGGCUCGAGGCCUCUCCUCCAGCCAUCGAGACGCCGAUCGCUUCCUCGCCGACUUUGUUCUCUUUCUGUUCAUGCAGGUGCAACCAUGCGGGAUUCUCACUGUGGAGGACAGAUGCAGAAUAAUUUCUGAUUUUUUACCAAAGACUUCAUCUGAGGUUCUUGAAGAAGCUUUUAUCUUUGCCAAUAAGGAAGGCAUAGAAAAGAAAGAAAACAUUGGAUACAAUCUGAAAUUCCAUUGCCAACAGAUUCAUACUGGGCCUUCGUUGCAGUCUUCUGUGGAAAAAGACCUGGAUAUUGAUUUAUCAAAAAUCAAAGAAAUACCUAUGAUUGGGCUGGAUGCAAUGAAACAAGCCAAUUCCACCUUGGAGGAUUUUUGCAGGUCUUAUUUUAUGUUUCAUGGAUUGGAUGCUAGCAAACCAAGGGAGAUAUUUAAGUACCUUCCCAUUCUGUCCUUCACCGAGAGCUACAUAUAUCAGUUAGACACUUUGAACGAGAAGGCUUUGCAUUUAUCAUCUAAGGUUGCAACAUCACCAACAACCGAGUUGAAUAAUUUGACCCAUCUGUGUAAUGAUGUUACGUAUCAUAAUGUGAGAAACAAUACAAAUGAAUUUUGCAGUGCUGAUCCUCUUAUUCGCCUUCUACAGUGUGAAGGGCUUUUAAGUGAGCGGAUAAGAAAAGAGCUUAAUUCAGGUAUUGAGUACUGGGCACUUGAAAGGAAGUUAUGUCAUGCAUUGUCAGGAAAAAAGAAGAAUUUUGUUAUUCAGAUACUAAUGGAAGAUAUUAUGAAAGCAAUUCAUCUAAAAUCCUUUGAUUAUCGAGUACUGAACCUUUUGUUGUACCAAUUGAGAGGCCAACAGGUUAAUGAGCUACAUAUGGAGUUUCUAUCAGUUUCAGAGUUUCUAGUUGAGAUCGCAGAUGAUUUGUAUGACUAUGAGGAUGAUGUAGUAGAAAACAGCUUCAACAUAUUACGUAUGUUUGUGGGGGUUUAUGGAGCUUCAACAUCACCGAGUAUGUUGGCAAAAUGUAUCACCGAAGCCGAAGAAAAAUAUGAGCGCCUCAUAAGGACUUUGGAUCCUGAAUUGUCAUCAAGUUAUAGGAGAAGAUGUGAAGAAGCUACAAGAGAAGGAGGGGCGACUUCUGGACAUGCAUUUGGUACAUGGAAUAUACCUCCAGUAAUCGGUGAUGAGGAAUCCUUCAGAAUGGAAAGGUGAAAACAAGAUGCCACUGUCGCAUAGUUUGUUGAUUCGCUUGCCUCGGUGUGCAAAAAGCAUGUCAAGGAACAUGGAUUGCUGCUGCUGCUGCUACUCACCAAC
Musa acuminata subsp. malaccensis (wild Malaysian banana) is the source of this 1409-nucleotide messenger RNA. The record is from RefSeq and is a predicted model, not a curated record. NCBI's taxonomy places the organism in Eukaryota, Viridiplantae, Streptophyta, Magnoliopsida, Zingiberales, Musaceae.